Messenger RNA from Diorhabda carinulata, 1884 nucleotides. Its product is annotated as solute carrier family 41 member 1-like. The record is from RefSeq and is a predicted model, not a curated record. The transcript is spliced from 3 exons. The coding region runs from base 237 to 1730 and encodes 497 amino acids. Lineage: Eukaryota; Metazoa; Arthropoda; Insecta; Coleoptera; Chrysomelidae. Gene Ontology annotation, cellular component: plasma membrane. Gene Ontology annotation, biological process: monoatomic cation transport. Gene Ontology annotation, molecular function: monoatomic cation transmembrane transporter activity.
UUUAAAAUUUGGUGCAAAAAAAUUAAAUUUACCAAUCACUAGUGUUAUAUUAGUGGAAAACUACUUUUAUCGAUAGGAAGUAGAUAUCGAUAAUCAACGAGGUUUCAAAUUAAACAUUUAUAGUCACCGACUUCUCAGUUUAACUAGUUUUCUGUUUUGAUUUAGAGCAUCUAACAAAUUAGCUGUGAAUUUUUAUUGAAAAACGAGACCAAGUCUCUUGUAAUGUGGUGUAGUCAAUGAAAAUGAAACUGCCGGGUGCAUUUAUGUCGGCUUUAGAUUCUGCAAUGGAGAAAAUUACGAGUAAUUUAAAUUUGAAAUAUAGAAAAAAACACUCUUCUAAAGCAGACAAAAUGCCUGACGGCGAAGAAGGAGAUAUUGAUGAAGAGAAUGAGCUAGCAUCAGAUACAUGCAUUCUUUUGAACAGUGGAGAGGUCACUUCAAAGACUGAUAGCAGUAUUGAUCAAAAGGAACCACUAUGGGUGACUGCAAUUCAAAUGUUCAUUCCUUUUCUUCUGGCUGGAUUUGGAAUGGUUGCAGCGAGUUUGUUAUUAGAUAAAGUGCAGCAUUGGCCAGUUUAUAAGAACGUUAGUGAAGUUUACAUAUUAGUACCUGCCCUUCUAGGUUUGAAGGGAAAUUUAGAAAUGACACUAGCUUCUAGAUUGUCAACUCAUGCUAAUCUAGGACAUCUGGAUAUAUAUAAGCAGAAGAUCAGUCUGAUAGUAGGAAAUCUUGCCUUAAUAUUGUGUCAAGCCAUUGUCGUAGGAUUUCUUGCAUCUGUAGCAGCGAUCAUAUUUGGGUGGGUUCCUACUGGGGAAAUAAAUCUUAAACACGCGCUUUUGCUCUGUGCCAGUAGUAUUGUUACUGCGUUUGGAGCAAGUUUUAUUUUGGGAUUAGUUAUGGUCGGAGUUAUUCUUGUAUCUAGAUACCUCAAUAUUAAUCCAGAUAAUGUGGCAACUCCUAUAGCAGCAAGCUUGGGAGAUCUCACGACACUAGCUUGUUUAUCUUGGUUAGCUUCUAUUUUUUAUCAUACAAUGGACUUACAUCCGUACUUAACGUCAAGCUCUAUAGCCUUAGGAUUACUUUUGGUACCCGUUUGGGGCUGGAUAGCAAGUAGAAAUGAGCAUACUCGAAAAGUCCUAUUCAGCGGCUGGAGUCCUGUGAUAACUGCAAUGAUAAUCAGUAGUAUAGGUGGUUUGAUAUUAGAUUUUACAGUAUCCCAAUUUAAAGGGGUGGCAGUAUUUCAGCUAGUCAUUAAUGGAGUUGGAGGAAAUUUAGUAGCUGUACAAGCUAGUAGAAUUUCAACUGAACUCCAUAGUAUUUCUCAACCUGGGCAAUUACAUCAGAGUAUGCAAAUUUGCAUAAAUCCUUGUACAGCAUUUUGUAACAAAAAGAAAUCAAGACAUGCAGGUACUGCUCAAAUGUUAAUGUUGAUGGUAGUACCUGGACAUCUCAUUUUUUCUUAUACUAUAAGUUAUCUUCAGGCAGGUCAUACUUCAUUCACAUUGAUUUUUAUGGUAGUGUAUUUAUCUGCUGCAUUGUUGCAGGUAUUUUUAUUAUUAUAUAUUGCCCAAAUUAUGACAUUAAAUAUGUGGAAAUUGGGAAUUGAUCCUGAUAAUUCUGCCAUUCCUUAUUUAACGGCAAUUGGGGAUUUACUAGGUACUUUACUUUUAGCAUUAGCUUUUCAUCUACUUUAUUUCAUUGGAGACAGAGACAGCGAUGUGGGUGACUAACAAAACCAAGAUGUAUAUAAAUAUACAAACAAUAUUUUGGGCCAUACACUUAUAUAUGUUGUGAUCUUGUUUUAUUGUAUAAAUUAUGCUAAAAUUAUAGAAACUGAAAAUGUCUGGUGCUAUACUUAUUCACUAUUAAAUAUUUUCUUAAAAA